AUGUUUUUAUUGUUAUUUGGUAUUUUCUGGGGAGUCUCUCUUUCUGAGCCCCUCAUGCGCAAUUGUGAACCGAUUCGCGUAGAAAUGUGCAUGAUGUGGUAUAAUUCAACUAGUAUGCCCAAUUUGGGAGGUAAUGACAUUCAACAAGAAGCUGAUUUACAACUUCAGUCGUUUUCACCUCUCAUUCAAUACGGCUGCAGUCAAAAUUUAAAACUAUUUUUGUGCUCCGUUUACGUGCCAAUGUGUACUGAAAAAGUUACUAAUCCCAUCGGACCCUGUCGUGGACUUUGUGAGGGUGUUAGAUCGCGGUGUUACCCUGUUCUCCAAGGGUUCGGUUUCCCGUGGCCGGACGCUUUGAAUUGUUCCAGAUUUCCUGAAGUUAAUAACCAUGAACACAUGUGCAUCGAGGGACCUAAAGAUGAAAUUGAUAUUAGGGCUCCUGUUGAUCCAGCUGUGCAGAAAUUUGACUGUGAACUAAGAAAAAACGGAGAGGGAUGUCAACCGGGCUGUAAUUCAAACAAUAUGUUCGAAGAAUCAGAAAAGAAAUUUGCAGAGGUGUGGGUAACUGUAUGGGGUUUCAUUUGCCUUAUAAUAAGCUUAGGAGCAGCAAUGACAUUAACCAUUGGUGGUGGUCGCGUAAAGGCAAGGCCCCUUCUCAGUUUAGCUCUCUGCUACGUUUUGUUAAGCACAGGCUGGGCUUUAAGAAUGUUUUCUGGAAGAAUAACGAUGUCUUGUCCAAAAUCGCCUGAAGAUGGUUUAUCCAACAUUAAUUGUGCUUUCAUCUUCCUCCUUUUGUACUACUUCGGAAUGGCAGCGAAUGCUUGGUGGGUCUGUCUCUGCGCAUGGUGGGUAGCCCGAGUGGGACUUUCAUGGCCCCCAGAAAAAAUGAGAAGUUUGAGUUCAGUUCUCCAUGUAUGUGCAUGGACACUACCUGCAGCUCAAACUGUUGCUGCGCUAGUAAGAAGGGACGUGGACUCCGAUGAUUUAACAGGAACGUGCUACAUUGGCAACCGAAAUUCCACAACCCUGCUUUCUCUGGUACUAAUUCCCUACUUCUUCUACUUUACUUCUGGUACCGUACUUCUCUUCUUGGGUUGUAGCUAUGUGAUGAGAAAACCGAGGUCUCUGGCUGCUGCGCCUCUUACCAAUGCCGCUCCAAGAAAGGAAAGUGAUUUCUUAGGGGCGAUUUGUACAUUAUAUGCCAUUCCUACAUUCUGCGUAAUGGCCAGUGUCUACUAUGAGUAUAACAACAGAGAUAGAUGGCUUGCUGGAGAGAGAAAACCUGCCUUAUGGGCGUUCCUGUUAAAAUACUUCAUGAGUUUGUUCAUUGGAGUAAGCAGCGUAUUCUGGAUUUGGUCGAUGAAAAGUGUAAUGGCCUGGCGAUCAAUUCUAAGACGCCUUGGACCAAGAAAGCAGCUACCUUUAAAAGUGCAAACAAUGCCCCAGGUGAUGCGGUAUAUGCCUGCCCAGACAUUAAGUACGAGUCUGAGCACCACUUCCAAACAUUCUACUAGAACACAUCCACAUAGGAAACCCAGAGUACAUCACCAUAUGCGGUCAGGAAGUGAAACGGUCAUCUGA
Messenger RNA from Diabrotica balteata, 1581 nucleotides. The record is from the annotation of a GenBank genome assembly. Lineage: Eukaryota; Metazoa; Arthropoda; Insecta; Coleoptera; Chrysomelidae.